AUGGAAUCGGAGGGCCCCAUACACACGAUCGACCGCACUCCCGAAUAUGAGGAGUUCAUGGCUCGGCUUAAAGCCUACCAUGCACAACGCGGCACCACUUUGGACCCUGAACCCAAGGUCUCUAACGUGAAUUUGGAUCUUUACAAGACGUUCAAUCUUAUUGUGGCGAACGGUGGAUAUGAUAAAGUAACGGAAGAGAAGUUGCUUUGGCGUAAGAUGCGGGAGAAGCUGGGAAUUCCUACAACCAACGAACCAUCCACAGCCUACCAGCUAAAAGAGAAAUACUAUAAGAACCUGGCGGCGUUUGAAAUCAGUACUGUUCAUGGGAAGGAACCGCCUCCCAAAGAUAUCCUGGAGGAUGUCACGGCAAAGGGCGGGUCUCUGUUGACCCGCACUCGGGAGAACUUCCGUGGGGGAAAACACGAGAGCUCCAUGGCUGGCGACUCGGCUGCCUCUGGGGACGAUGCGACUGCUACCCCUUCACGAGACCGCACCGCUCCUGAAACCACACCUACUAGCGCUAGUCUGCGUGCCUCACGAGGCCUCAGAGAGGCACCCCCCCAGCGAGUGAUCUUUCAACCCGACACAGCUCCGGCCCGCUCGUCGCGUCACUCUUCGGCCACGCAGGCAGCCUCACAUCUUAUCAAUAGCAGCCAGGAUCGACCCAGUGCAACUCCACAGAAUGUCAAUGGCCAGCCGAGCAACUCGCCUGUUCAUUACCCAGCCCACAACCAAACCCCUGGCCAGUUGGCUCACACACCGGUCCCGUUCUCUGCACACGGGCGUGUUCAACGUGGGCCCAGUGACAGCUUCACCCCCCAGGACAGAGAGUACGUUUCGUCGGCUGUGGAUUCGUACCAGCCUGCUUCCUUUCAGCCCAUGCAUGGAAUUCCAUUGCGUCCUGUCGACACGCCAAGCAAUAACCCCAUUGCGUUUGCUCGACGCCGACAUGCGGCGCCGCAGCCACAGCCUCUCAAAGGCCCCCGAUUCCCCCCUGGUGUGAACAUGCCCCCCAGCAUUUACAUCCGCUGUGUGAAUGGCUUGCUGUCCGGCAUACCCAGCGAACAAGCGUUCGCGCUCAACCAUUUGGUCAGAAUCUCGUUUGAGCGAGGAGACAAAUUUCGGUUUGAGCAGUUCGGCGAUCUUGCCCGUGGACUCGUUGAAAAGGUCUUGGAAGUGAGCAGCCUCUUUUACGAAGUCAAGUGGAAUGUUGAUUCGUUACCGCCCUGGUGCAACGCGCCUGGUCCCAACACCCUUUCCAUCGAUGGAACUCCCGACAUCCUCGAGCGCAUUGACUCUCUGAAGCCGAAGCAUCGUAUCGAUUCGGUACAUCCUGCGGACUUUGCAGACCAACUACAGCUCAUCAACGAAGCCGCCCUUACACUCCGCAAUAUGGUCCUCUUGGCCGAUAACGCUUAUUUUCUCUCUAUCAAGGCGCUUGUCGUGAAAGAUGCCAUUUGCAUCGCUCUCAAGCUUCCGCCUCAAGAUUCUGUCAUUGAACUGAAACAUCUAAUGGUCGAGGUUGCCGAGGCUAUCACACCAUACCUGGAGCUCGAGUCUAGCGAUCCUCUUUACAAGGUCCUCAUGGACUGCGUCGACUCAGACGACCUCGGUAUGGUUCUCGGCUGCCUGCGUGCGCUUACCCGGAUCUCUAUUUACUCCGAAGAGACCAACAAAUUGGAGAACGUUCCAGCGAGUGUCCUUCGGAGAGUUUGCACCUGGCUGCUCGUGGACGACAAUGAGCUGAAAGAUGCCUGCCUCGACUUUCUCUAUCAGUACACCGCUGUCGUUUCUAAUGUUGAUAGCCUCCUUAGCUCGAUUGAGUGCCAGCACCUGGUUACUCACCUUGUACGCCUCCUUUCGCAUGGCGCCAAGCAGGUCCAGCGUCAGAUCAUCAUGACCCCGGAACUAAAGGUCGCCCCUCCCGAGUUGCCUUGUCCCAUGCCGCCCGAUCUACUCCAAGAUCUCUUGAAGUUGAACGAGCCUGAGCGAUGUCAGGCAUGGGUCAGGUGCUUCUUCGAGGAGGACAAAGAUUCCUUCGUCACUCAGAUCACAGCCUGGCAGGCGUAUCAGAACGCCUUCACCGCGGCCCUAAAAACAAUUGGGCAGUUCCUGAUCACGCCCGCCGACUUUAUUCGCAACAGUACGACUGUCUACAAGGAGUCCAAGGCUGAGGUUCUGACGACGGAUGGCCCUGGCGAGCAGCCGCAGCAGAAAUUCAUUAUUCAGGGGAUCCGCGCACGUCGGCUGCCCAUCGGCCUUGAUGGCAAAGAAUACCGCCGCUGCCUCUGGGAUUCCGAGAGACCCGGGGAGAAGUGCGGUCUCUUCUUCCACAAUACAGACGACAUGGCGACCCAUGUGACGAUGGCCCAUCUAGGUAUCACCAAGAACAGCGAUGGUCUUUUCCCGAACGUGACAAAGCCAUUCGCGUGUCUUUGGGCGGAUUGCACCACAUUUAGCUCGCCCGUCGCACAGGAGUUCGGCGUCUUUGCCCGUCAUCUCGCAACCCAUGCCGCGUGCCUCUUCCCCCAUAACGUGGGAAAGGCACUCUCCGGCAGUUCGCGGCCGAACUGGGUCCAGCCCGCGAAACUCUUGACUCUGACCUACUUGGAAACACCGACAGCCCCAGAUGAGAGGAACCCUUCGGCGCCUCCCCGCCCGGGGGGCAUUCCCCUCAGUGCAGCUCUCAUUCUGCGCAACAUUGCGCGGAACGUUCCCAAGACGCAGGCGGAGGAGGCUCUUUUGAACCAGGGCCAGUCGGGCGGCUGGAACGAACGGUUGUUCCUCGCCGUGCGUCCGCAUCUGUUCUACCUCCUCGCCCAUAACCAGCCUCUAGUAAGAUUCCUACCUAACCUCUAUGUUGUUUUGCAAGGCAUACUGACAGCCCUCCCUCUGUAG
Sodiomyces alkalinus F11 is the source of this 2898-nucleotide messenger RNA. RefSeq lists its product as hypothetical. The transcript has 2 exons. Gene Ontology annotation, molecular function: DNA binding. Lineage: Eukaryota; Fungi; Ascomycota; Sordariomycetes; Glomerellales; Plectosphaerellaceae. Gene Ontology annotation, biological process: regulation of DNA-templated transcription. The record is from RefSeq and is a predicted model, not a curated record. The coding region runs from base 1 to 2898 and encodes 965 amino acids.